Pristis pectinata (smalltooth sawfish) is the source of this 705-nucleotide messenger RNA. RefSeq names its product T cell receptor alpha chain MC.7.G5-like. The coding region runs from base 1 to 705 and encodes 234 amino acids. Lineage: Eukaryota; Metazoa; Chordata; Chondrichthyes; Rhinopristiformes; Pristidae. The record is from RefSeq and is a predicted model, not a curated record. The transcript has 5 exons.
AUGAAUAAAGCUCCUGAAAUGAUGACAGAAACAACUUCCGUCGCCGAAAGCGGCUGUUUCAGUCAGUCGGUGACCCAGAGUCCGACAGCGGUGACCAUGAAGGAGUGUCAGUCUCUCACCAUUACUUGCCGUUUCCAGACUGGUUCUUGGGGUAGCUAUGAUUUCCAGACCGGACAUUUCUUCAAACAAGCCCGCCCCGCGGCAGAGCGGGAGAGGAUCUCCAGCGGGGAAAAAUUUGUUACGUCGACUAAUAAAGGAGAAAUGACUUUUUCGUUGCAAAUUCUGGACCUUCGGGUUGACGACAGCGCCACCUAUUACUGUCAAGCUGAGUACUCCGCUUCCCACUGGCAACAAGUCGAUGGAACUGGGUCAACGGUCACUGUCACAGCCGAUUCAAUUGCCCCGCCAUCCCAAAGUCCAGCUCAACAUUCUUCUCCUGCUGGCCAAACCGUGACUUUAAGCUGCAAAUAUUCCAGUUUCUGUCCACACACAGUACACUGGUACCGGCAGUUCCCAGGACAGGCACCGAAAUUCCUGCUCCAGAGGCACACUUCGGGAAAGCAGGAUAAGGAAAGCGCUGCAGGAGGGCGAUUUUCUGAUUCUCUCGAUACUGACCAGACAAUCAGCCGGUUAACCAUCACCAAACUGCUCUUGAGCGAUUCGGCUGUGUAUCACUGUGCGCUGAGUCCUCUCACAGCACAGUGA